ACUCAUUUUAGACUAAUUAUAUCAAAGUAUUAGUUAAUUUAGGUAAACCCCUAUUCCUUUAUUAUGUAACGAUAUAUGUGAACACUUUGAUCAUAUGUGAAUUCAAUCAUUAAAACACUUGCGAUUCAGUACCUUUUUAUAUAACAAACAUUAAUGGACUAGCAAUGCAUUGACAUGAUGUGUGUAGAAAUGGCCGACUUUUGGUGUGCGUUUGUCCCGACGUUUGUGUCUAUCAUCUCAUGAUUACAUGUCUUUCACUAUAGAUUAAGAAGUCAUUCGUUUUUCGCAUUCAAUACACGAGACAUGAGUUACAGCGGAAGCUAUCUCUCGACGAUCGGUGAGCGCAACGACUGGUCCCGACUGUCGCAGACGGUGGCCACCAAUGUCCAGAAGAUAUCACAGAAUGUGAAUCAAAUGCAACGAAUGGUGAACCAAAUCGGCACAUCUCAAGACUCUGAUAAUCUUAGAUCCAAUUUACAUGAGGUCCAGCACUACACCAACCAAUUGGCGAAAGACACGAACAAUAACCUCAAAGAGUUGGCACAACUGCCACAACCAACUAAUGUCUCGGAACAGAAACAGAGACGAAUGCUGAGGGAGAGACUCACGAAUGACUUCUCGGAAGCGCUGAAGAACUUUCAAGUGAUUCAACGGACGGCCGCAUCCAAGGAGAAGGAGAGUGUGAUCAGAGUCCGGACUAACUCUGGACUCAAUUCUAGUAAUGUGUGGAACCACUACUCAUCCAGAAAACCAUCAAAUCUGAGUAAUUUGCAGAGGUUUGGGUCCAUGACUAACAACAGCUGUUCCGUACGCCUGGCCGGCACCACACCCUACAGCUUAUCGCUGCGCAACCAUUUGGCGCCAAUGCUGACGGUGAAGCCAAUGCCGCCCCGGCAUCAGGUGGUGGACGUCUCGGACGAGUUGAGCGCCGCCUCCAGACGUAUAUUAGAGAAGUUGGAGAAGGCGUCGACACCCGUACAGGACGCCCGACGACAGCCGUACAGCUCGCGGUCGGAGCUGAAGGACUACUUUCACUCCUCGCACUACCUGUUCAGGCAUAACAAGAGGCCUAAGUUGGGUCCGCCAACCGGCGCCUCACCCCUGGCCACCGCCUCGACCACCGAUUACAAGUUCCCGACCCAGAAAUGGGAGCUAAAACUCGUGCCGAACCCCGACUUAGUCGCCAAAUCAGCGUUGGAUGAGUCGUCGCGAGACGAUAGGGUCGGCGCCGGCGAGGGGACAGACAUUCAGCGGUUGAGCGAGAAUUUUGGCGGGAAAAUGGUGCGAAAGAUGACACGCGAGGAGCGGAGAGUACCGAAAGUGCCCGUCGAUGACGACAAUCGAUACGCCGAUACAUUGGAGCGCUUGUCGACCGUCGAGCCGCUGGUGAUGCCGUCGGGCGCCGCGAUGCCGACGUUCAGCUUCGGCGCCAGUCGUCAGCCUUCAGCCAAACCAUUGCCCACAACAACCGUCACUAAAGUAAACGCCGACACUGAAGAGGUGGCGCCCGACGAGUCGCCGCCCGCUUUUAAGUUCACGGCGCCGGUACUCAAGAGGAACAAUAAACGGAAGCCAAUUGUCGAUACCAUCAAAGCGAGUGAUAUAACGUUUAGUGACGAUAAAAAUAACAUGAAGGGGUCGUUCGUGUUCAGUAGCCCUCCCGCCCCGACGCCCACUGAUAAGUCAAUAGCCGAUAGCGUUACAAGCGAUGCCCGAACCGCCCCCACCCACUAA
Molecule: messenger RNA, 1734 nt
Organism: Oppiella nova
Lineage: Eukaryota; Metazoa; Arthropoda; Arachnida; Sarcoptiformes; Oppiidae
Source: the annotation of a GenBank genome assembly